UGUCGAAACUCCAAAUGUAGAAUGCGUACAUCAUAUUUCAAAACCCCCAUUACGCGCCGGUUUCAGGCGCCGGUCGAUUGCAACACUGGACAGCGCGCCACAAUGCGAAACAGGUAUUUCAGAUUCAAGACGAUCAUACCUACGUCGACGACGACGAUACAUUCUUCUAGAUCGAGUUUCGUGCUAGUCGUCAGUAUCCGAGAUGCGAUGUCUCAAGCUGGAAGAGAUUUUGAUAUGGGACGAUUCUCGUCGUCGCUAGUUAUAAUUGUGGCGUUAUUGGUGAUAACGUGGGAGUGUGAAGCGCAAGAUAACCUGAAAUGUUCGAGCGGUGUUUGUGUACCGACUUACCUGUGUGCUAAGGACUCCAACAUUGUCAAAACUGAUGGUGAUCAACUACUGGAUUUGCGGUUCGAGGAAAAUGAAUGCCCUAAUGAUAUGAUAUGCUGCGGCGUGGAUGACGAACCAGCUGGGAAAGGUGAUUUAUUGCCCGAAGGUAGCUGUAAUGGAGAAUGUGUGAAGGAAUCGGAAUGCAGAACUCGAACGGAGGUGGUUGAUCUGAGAUUGGGGAAAAACGUAUGUGGGGCUGGUCGAGUGUGCUGUGAAAAACAACCAUCUAAGGCCUGCCAAGGAAAGUGUGUUCCACAAAGUCAGUGUUCUGAUUACAACCCCGUGCAAGGCCUAAUCAACUUGAGGUUUGAAAACGAUGGAUGUCCGACAAACCAAAUUUGUUGUAAUAACGUAAAAAUCAGUGAAACAUGUGAAGGGUUGUGUCUCCCAAGAGCAGAUUGUGCAAGCGUAAGAACUGAAUCAAAAUACGAUGAUAACAGAUGCCCGAGACAGCUUGUGUGCUGUAGUGAACCAAAGCCCUCACUACCGACAGCCCAGGUCAAAUGUGAAGGCAAAUGCCUUCCAGCAUCGCAGUGUCCCACAAGUGCCGUUGAAGGCAUCAAUUUGAGAUUAUCUAAUGGUUGCCCAUUUAGCGAGGUGUGUUGCUCUACGGCAUUGCCGCAAUGCGAUGGAACUUGUACCACAGCGGAUCGAUGCGCGGACGCUUCAAGGAAUAACACCGACGCCGUCGACUUGCGAUUAACAACUUUGAAUUGUCCAUUUGAUCAAAUCUGCUGCCGAAAGCUGAAGGAAGUUACGUCAUCUUGUGACGGAACAUGUGUUCCUGUACAACAAUGCCCUGAACUAAACACGUGGGAUAGUAGCAUUAAUUUACGGUUAUCGGAAAAUAGUUGUCCGUUUAAAACGGUAUGCUGCAAAAAUUCAAGUUUAAAGUUUUUGUGUAAUGGAACCUGCGUUACCCAAGGGCAAUGCAAUGAUGCAAUAGAUUUGAGGGUAUCCCAUAAUUGCCCAAAGAAUAAAGUCUGUUGCGAGAAUGUACAAAUAGAAACUCUAGAAACCCCAGCUGUACAAAAAUGCAAUGGAAUUUGCGUACCUUCAAUGGACUGUCCCCGUGAUACCAACAUUAAUGAAUUCAAUCUCAGACUUACUUAUGGAAGUUGUCCAGGUAACAAAGUGUGUUGCUUGAUUAAACCAACUGAAAUGUUUCUCCCUCCCAGGGACGAAUGUGAACGAACCUGUGUACCGCAGAACCAAUGCUCUGAAGAAUAUCAAAUGAAUCUGAGAAAGUUCGGAACCUCAUGUCCAUUCAACCAGGUUUGCUGCAAAGUUCCAAAAAUAUCUUCCAGUUGUGAAGGAACUUGUGUUACGACUGAUAUGUGCCUUGACCCUCCACUCUUAAAUUUAAGAUUUUCUGAUUCAAAUGUCUGCACAAACAACCAAAUCUGUUGCAAAAGUCCACGACCCCCAGAAUUUUCUUGCAGCGGACAGUGUGUCCCCGUAGGAACAUGUUCAGCAACACCACUCAACCUUGGUUCCGUCGACCUGAGACUCAUGAACGACUUAUGCCCAAAAGGAACUCAAUGCUGUCCACAUGCUUCAACUUGUGAAGGAAAAUGCGUCACCAGGGAUCAAUGCGACGACAAUUUCGGUUCUCAAGGAAUCAAUCUAAGAAUUGAAGAUCCCAAUGCAUGCCCGGCGAAUCAAAUGUGCUGCAAGAAGUUAAAACUUCCUCAGACAUCCAAAUCGUGCGAUGGAAAUUGUGUGUCCGCAGCAAAAUGCCCAAUAGAUUUAAGAUUCAAUUCAGAACAAUGCCCAUUCAAUGAGGUGUGUUGCAAGGGUUCAUCCAAAUCCAACGUUACAGAGGUGCUACUCUCAAGUGUCUGUGACGGAACUUGUGUUCCGAAUUGGCAGUGUUCUCCAAGUGACGUUGAUCUACGAGUCAACGACGGACAAUGUUCCGCAAAUCAAGUUUGCUGCAAAACCAAGCUUCCUCCAUGCCCUGGGCAGUGCGUUUCUCCGGAGCUCUGCGAAGAUGUUGGCAUUAAUCUUCGCUUCAUGCAAAGCUCCUGCGCAAAAAAUCAAGUCUGCUGCCAAAAUUUGAAACCACAAACAUGUCCAGGCGAAUGCGUUCCUGCCAAUCAGUGCUCCCGUCGUAUGCCGGGUAAAUCCCUCGUCGAUUUGCGACUAACUGGCAACGGAUGUUCCAGUGACAAGGUUUGCUGCAUGAUUCCUAACCCCUUCCAAACUCCUCUAAUGGUGCCUUCUGCACCAUCACCAUCCUCACCGUCUGGCACCAGCUGUACUUUGAAGCCAGAAUCGAAAACAGGCAUUCUCAAAAAGCCAGAUGUGAAAUGGUUGGCCAACAUUUGGACCCGGCAGGAACUUCUCGGCGUUUCUCGACGGCAGUUCGUAUGCACUGGAACGUUGCUGAAAUCGGAUCUGGUGCUGACCACGGCGGAUUGCGUGAAGGAUAUAACACCGGAAGGAAUGUACGUUCGGAUCGACGACUUCAAUUUGAAACCGUUGGCUACGCUCUCGCCGAGAAGGGAAUUCGAUGUUACCAAAAUAAUUCUUCAUCCAGACUACAGCAGCACAGACCGAAGCGCCAAUGUGGCUGUUUUGAAAUUGGCAAAAAAUGCAACUAGAAGUGCAAAUGUUUGUCUACCAAAUCAAUCAAAACUGAAUCCCGAAGAUCUUUGUUUGUUAAUCGGAUGGAAUAAACUGAACAUAAUGGAUGAAACUAUUCCGUACGCGACACCCGACAAAUCAUCCGUAUCUGCACUAACCACCGGUGCUAAGUGUGAAGAAGGUUACAUCUGUUCGGACGAUCGGAAACAAUCAACGCAAGGGCAAUGCACUGAUGCUUUUCAAGGAUCACCUCUCAUUUGCUUCGCCGGUAAUGGCUCAAACUGGGUUCAGAUGGGCAUGGUGGCUGCUGGAAAUAUGGGAUGUAAUGAGGAAGGCGUUCCCAAUUCCUUCGUGUCGAUUGGCGCAUACGGGUCUUGGAUACAGGAGCAGGUCGCCCCAAGCUUUCGACAAAUUGCAACUCCAACGGAUCCAAAUCGAAGGUAUCUUCCACCAGUGGUGUAAUGCAGGUUGAUAUGUAUAAAUGUACAUAGAGGAACUUAUGCUAAUUUCGACAAUUUUGUUCCCUUCGUCAUGAGGUGUUUUCUAAAAUUAGCUAUUUCUGAAUUCUGAAUUCUGAAAUUUCAAAAAAAAUAAGAAUUCAAAUUUUUCCAACCAAACUGACUAUCAGACAAUUUCGCCGAACCUAAACACUCAUGCAGAAGAUAACAAGACUACUGAAAAUACUCAAGUCAUCCCACCUAGUUUGUAUAUUUGAAAUAAAAACUUAGUACAUCUAUGACCUCCAUCAUAAUAUAAAAUACUCUUGUAAAAAUAAAUGACAGGUGUAAUAAAACCAACAGAGUAAGAAAAAAAUAAAAUGAUAAAAUAAACGAUCACUGGCAAAUGCUUUUAUCACAGACCUGAAGAUAUUGUCUGUGAAGUGGUUUGGUUGGUCUGGAAUAUCUCAAAACUAUCUUGGAAUAACUCAUAAAAUGCCAGGGGAUUACAAACUACAGUUGGAUGUAUAAUGUUUCAGUUCAAUGUGAGAAUAACCAUUGUUACUGUCAAGAACUAAACUUCAAGACAGUUUGGACGACCCCUAAUUUCCCAAUGGUUCAUAAUAAUAUAAAGUAGGCUUCAAGUUGAUCCAGUAACCGCGAUUGAUCAUACAACCUUACUGAGUAUAUCAUAAAUGGCUGCUGUUACGAGUGUAGACCUGAAGUUCUGAACUCCAAGAUAGUUUGGCUGACCGGGAAUAUCGCUAUAGUGUCUCUUAAUGACAUUUGAGAUUUCAAGAGCUUAAUGGAUCCCAGCAGAUUAUACAUUGCUAUUAUUUAUGGCGAAAACACGUAAAGUUAUUCUUGUAGAUUUGAGGGACUUGAUUAUAGGACAGUUUGGACGACCUGAAUGUUCCAAAGGUUUAUAAUAAUAUCAAGUAGACUUCAGAGUGGUCCAGUAAUCGUGAUUGAUUACGCAACGUUACUCACUAAAACAGAUAUGGCUACUGUUACGAGUAUAGACCUGAAGUUCUGUAUUAAAAGGUAGUUUGGCUGACCUGGAAUAUCCCUAUAGUGUCUAUAAAUAAGAUUGUGGAUUUCAAGAGCUGCACAGAUCCCAGUAGAUUAUGUAAAGCUAUUAUUUAUGGCAAAAAGACAUAAAAUUACUCUUGUAGAUUUGAAGGACAUUACUACAGUUUGAAACAACUUGAACAUUCCAGAAAAUAAAACAGCUUUUGAGAUUCUUGACAAAGGUUAAAUGAAUACAUAUGAACGUACCCUAUAUCCAAAUUCAGGUUUUAAAACAACUGGUACGUCAAUUAUUUCGUUUCUCCAAACUUUAUGGUGUUCAGGAUGUUCUAGGUUGUUAGUAAAGUCU
Molecule: messenger RNA, 4791 nt
Organism: Aedes albopictus (Asian tiger mosquito)
Lineage: Eukaryota; Metazoa; Arthropoda; Insecta; Diptera; Culicidae
Product: prestalk protein
Exons: 2
Coding region: 22-3438 (1138 amino acids)
Biological process (GO): proteolysis
Molecular function (GO): serine-type endopeptidase activity
Source: RefSeq, a predicted model, not a curated record